AGAAGGGGAGAGAGUUUUAAGAUGUAAAAUACCUAAAGGGCAUUGAAAAAACCAAGCAAAGAAAGAAAAAAAUAAAAAACUUUAUUCAUUAAAUUCAAGACUAACUAAGGUCACAAUAUUCCGUUACGGCCUUUUUUUUUCUUUAAUCCUAAGUUAAUUUCGAAAAAAAAAAAUUUGUUAAAUAAUUUGGGUAAAAGUUGAAUAUGUUCAAAAAACAGAGAGAGAGUAAUUUCACCCUGUAAUUGCAUAUGCCCAAAUAUUCAAAACCUAACCCCGGUAUUGUCUCCAUGGUCCAUACCCAAACAUGGCUCCUCCUCCACGGCCUAGUGUAUCAACGUUUACACAAUUUUUCUACUUUUUCAUCAGUAAUUCAAACAAUCACGGUGGGAGUGGACUGGUGGUUGGGGACAAAUUCUAUGACACGUUUUGGGUUCGAUUGGUGAAUCACACGAUGAUGGUUAGAGGGAGACCAUGCUUCUGUGAGUCUUUCUAGCUCGUGCUGGUGAAUCACACUACGGUAGCCUCUGCGAGUUUUUCCGACCCCUGAAAGAAUGGAUUGUCAUGUCAAAGUCACCAGCUACUCUCCUUUAAGAAUAAAAAUAAAAAUCAAUAAUUUAAACAAAUCUAUUAACAGUGUAUUAACGUCUAAACAAUUUUUCUAGUCUUCAUAGUAAAAAAAUCUUUUUUUGUUACUCUGCAUCUCCCUUUGUGAAAUAAUUAAUCAUAGAAAAAUGAAAAAUAGAAACCGAUACACACAAAAAAGUUGAUAAUAAAAGUCAAGACUUGUUGCCCAAGAAAUUCUAUCUAUACUAAACGUUGGUGGAAAAACACUGUUCAUUAACAGUGCCGUUCCUGUUUUGUCCCUCAUCUAACGCACGGUUUUCAGCCUUUUAAAAGAUGCUACAGAAAUUGUCGAUUUUGCCCCUCUGUACAAUGAGCCUACAUACGGAAAGGCUAUGUUGGAGCAAAAACUGUGCAGGCAAAGACAUAAGAGUGAUGGAUUUUGGAAUGAAAUGCAGAGGAUAUCCUUUUGCGCCGCUUAAAGAAGAGCUCAACAUGAGGGUGCAAGAGAGCUAUUGGUACAAUAAAGAAAGGAAAAGUUGUACGCUACUACAGCACUACGCUGGGUGCUAGCCAACAUGAUAACAGCACUUACAAGAUAACAAUAACAAUAUAAAAAUGAUUAAGAUAGUGAAGGAAUGGUGAGGAUUGGAAGGCAGAUGAGUGUACAAGUGACAGGAAGAUUGAAGAAGAAAGCAGUAAAAUGCAGUUGGGUCCUUAAUGCACUCCUAAAGAAUAGAUUGAGAAGUUUAAGGAUGUUGAGAGUUUGAGAAAUGAUGGAGGUAUCAUCAUCUCAGCUUCUGAUUUUUAAAACUAUCCAUCAUGGAACCUUGAAUUUUUUUUUUAAUUUUUUUAUUUAUAUACAAUAAGGUCCGGAUAGUAUAGGUAUAAUUUUUAAUUAAAUUCUUGAAUCUUUGAAUUUAUGUCAAUUUCAUUUGACGUUAAUCAGUCAUUGUUUGUAGAUUGCCAAUAAUCAAAGUGAUUAAUCACUAAUUGGAAAUAUUUAAAGUGUAAUUUUCUAUAACCUCUUUUCCUUUUGUACUUUUAUUGAAUACGUUAUCAAUUUUCUGUUUAAUUAUAUGAUUUCUUAUCUUAAGAAUGUUUGCAUCUUAAUACUUAGCUUAAAUAUGUUAAUCUGUCCCUUUUUUAUAUAGAAUUUAGUGCAAGUUAUUCUCAAUCACACAGGCAUCCGUAACAUCAGGUUGGCAUCCGCAGCUUCACGUGGACAUCCUUUCACACAGUGUUGUUACAUCUUUUUUAUUUGAUCAAGCUUUGUGAUUGUGUAUAUAUUGGUUGUUCUGUUUUUUAAAAUGGUGGUUAAAAGAAACUUUUUGUAUUCUUAUCAGGAGCGGCUAAGUAGUUUUAUAGUUUAAUGUCUAAAAUAUUAUCCUCGGAUAUAAAUCUUUACUGCUUUGUAUUCUAGCUGAUUUUGAUAACAUUUAUAAUGAUAUAUAAAUUUGCUCGAUUAAUAUUGUAGUUUAAAAGUCUUGCUUAUUCUGUAUGACAAGUUAUUUUAGUAACAUUUACACUGUAUUCUGUCAUCAUUAGACUUUCAGUUUUGUGCUUAAAUUGAAUUAUGCUAAUCUGUAUAAAAUUGAGAGUCAUGUUGAUAAAAGCUUCGUUUUUAUUCUCCUGUUUUUGAAAGUACCCUGGAAAUAUUUUAAGUUUGUUUUAUCUUUAUUUGAAAAUGAAUUAUUUUUGUGUUUGCAAUCAUUUGCAGAUUAAUUUCAAUUUGAAAAAAUCUCUGCUGCAUCUCGGUUCCUACAGUAAUUUCAGCUGCUGAAGUAGCUUUCAGCUGUCAAGGUUACUAGCAAUUGAGUGUGUUUGUAAGUGCCUUUUGCUUUUGUAAAAUUGUGUGAAAGAUUAUAUUUCUUCCUUUUGUUUGAUAAUUGUCUGGUUGCUGUCAAUACUAUGGCUUUAAAUUGUAUAUGGAAUCAUUAUUUUCACAUAUUCUUUGCUUUAAGUUAUAAUCUAGAGCUACUUUUACGUUAUAGUUUUAUAACUGUAUGUAAAAUUAAUUAAUACUUUAUUAAUUUUUUUUAUUGACGUUUUACAUUUAAUUACAAUUUUUGUCAAGCUUUCUCUUUAGGGGAAUUAGCUAUUACUAAUAUAUAUAUACAAAUUAUCUUUUCACAUGAUCUAAAUACAUGGCAAAUUACCUGCUUGCAUAUUGAAAGGUUAAAUUGGAUAUCGAAAAGUAUAAAAGUAGACAUUUGUACUAGAGAUAUACCCUCUCCUCAUAUUUUAAUCUAAUAUGUUCUUUCACAAAUUUAGAAAAUAUGGACAAGGUUUAUCUUUAGUGGUACGAUGUCUAUAUAAAUUGGUAAUAGUUAAUUCCUCUGAAGAGAAGACGGAAAUGAUGAUUUUUACUCCAGAUGAUCAAAACUGAGUUUACCAAUUUACAUAAAUCUGAUCCAUCUUUGUUGUACUAAAUUGCAACAAACUUAUCUUUUCUAAGACGUUAUCCAAAUUCUCAACCCAGGUAUGUAUCCAAUUUCACUUACUCUUUAUAUCUCAAUGCAUUUGUUUGUAUAAAUUAAUAUAACGUUAGUCAAAACUGAACAAUUUACAAAUUAUGCUCAAUCUAUUUUUAAUAAUUUUUUAGUUGUUAUUACCUACGAAUUUUCUUAUCCCGCAGCAACGUGGGCACCACUUCCUAGUCUGAUCCUAUAUACAAGCCACAAAGCAAGCCAAUAUCUCUCACCCAACGGGUCCUCAUCUUCCGACUCUUAUCUCUUAAAAACUAAUUCUGCAAACCCUCAUCACAACUCAAACAUGACUUCUCCAUAAACAUUACUGGGUCCACCGGAGCUCUACCGGCCUAAUUCUCCAUAAACCGCCGCGAAACUCCCACCAUCACAACCUUCAAACAAGGCCCUCAACUGGGUCAAAAACGGUCUAAUCAUUCAUCCACAUUCCCACACUUCUUGAACCCAUGCCUAAAAUUAUUCUUCAAUGCCGGCACGAAGAAUAAUAGUGACGCCCCAAUACCAGCCACGACCCCUUCCAGUUACAGCUACUAUGGCCGGCACGAGCAGGGGCGGAAGGAUCUGAUCCACUAUGUAGAGAGGGCAUGGAAUUUUGACCCUCUCACCACUCUCAGACUUACUUUUGCUCUAAGAAUGGCGGGGAAGAUCGGCAAAGAAGGGUUUUACAAAUCCAUGUUGUGGGUGCACGAAAACCACCCCUUAACCCUUUCUUUGAAUGUCAUGGUUUUUGUGGAAUUAGGGUUAGUCAAAGAUCUUUUGGGGAUCCUUUAUAUGGUUUUGAAGGACUCCAUAGCAAAGGAAAACCAACCGUUGAAUACGGUGAACACCGUGGUUACGAAUACGAUGGGUGCUAUGGCUAUGAAUAAAAUGGACGCUAUGCCAUACUAUGGCUAUGAAUUAUACGAUGGACACUAUUCUUGUGAAUACAAUGGAUUAUACUAUGGCUACGACGGAUUCUAUGGCUGUGGAUAUGAGGGAUACUGUGGCUAUGGCUACAACGGACACUAUGGCUAUGGCUGCAACGGAUGCUAUAGCUAUGGCGGGGACGGAUUCUAUGGCUAUGGAUACCGUGGAUACUAUGUUUAUGACCCAUAUGGCUAUUAUUGGUUAGGGGAGGAAGAAUGUGUCUAUGAGGAAGAGAAUAGAAAAGAGAUAGAUGGAAUAGAAAUUCAAAUUGACAGUGCCAAAAUCGCGGUUGAGAGGUACCAAAAUGACCGUCAUUUUCGAAACUUGCAUGAUCGAAUAUCAGGUAUGUUUGCUGAGCUAUUGAUAUCAGAUCUCGUGUUUAUGGAGGCUGGUGAGAUUGAAAAGAUCAGUUUUGCUUCUAAAUUAUGUCCUUCAAUUUUUUCUAAAUUUGAUAGAGCAACCCUGCUAUGUGAAAACAUAGCAAAGAGAGUUUUCCCACGCCACAGCUAUGAGGAGUACAAAUAUGUUGAAGAAGCUCAUUACACUUACAGUGUUCGUUAUCGUUUGCACAAACAAGUGCUUGUUCCUCUGCGCAAAGCCUUAAAGUCAUUGUCAGUGAAGACAAAUGCAGCUGUUGUGCAAAAGAAUGAGAAUGCUGCUACCGAAACAAAGAAGUGCUCGUCUUCCCCAAAUCUUGAGGCCCUGAUUGCUAUGCAAGGGUACAGGAAGAUCCUUAAGAAAGAAAAGGAAAGCAAAAUACCCUUUGAGCUUUACAUGAAGAUAGAUGCAAUUUUUGGGAUAAGCAUUGGAAACUGGCUAAAACUUCCUCACCAAGUCACAGCUUACUUGGAUAAGGAAAAGGGUAGUGAUGAAAUUGCUGAGCUUCAAUGGCGGCAACUAGUCCAAGAGUUGUCAAGCAAAGGGAAGCUCAAGAACUGUAUUGCAAUAUGUGACGUCACAGGCAUGAGAGGGACAAGCAAGGAAAUGGAGUGCAUUGCAAUGGGCUUAUUAAUUUCAGAACUGAGCGAAAAUCCAUGGAAAGGAAUGGUUUUCUCAUUCAGUGAUACUCCCAAGCUUCAUAAGAUUGAAGGAGACAAUCUUCGGUCCAAAUGUGAGUUAAUGAGGCAGAUAGAGUGUGCUGAGAAACUGGAUUUCUUAGAGAUUUACAACAGAGUUUUGGACAUUGCAGUCCCACAAAAGCUAAGCCAUGACAAGAUGCCCCGGCGGAUUUUUGUGUUCACCUGCAGGGAUUUCAAUGAGGCCUUCAAAUAUGAUUGGUGGGAUGACUAUAAGGAGGCUUCGAGUCGUUACAGAAGAAAAGGGUAUAAUCUGACUGUGCCAGAUAUGGUGUUUUGGAAUCUUAAAGGAGAGAUUGCUGAGCCAGAGGUCAUUUAUAGCCCAGUGAAGGAGAACCAUAAAGUUGGGUUAAUUAUAAGUGGGUUUUCAGACAAUCUGCUCAGCAUGUUCUUCAAUGGAGAGACGGAUUCAAGAACAUACGCAGCUCAGUUCCGAGCACCUUACGGUAUUGAUGUACCGGAUUUCAUUCCUAAAGCUGAGGAUAUGAUGAAAUGUGUAGUUUCAAGAGAAGAACUCAAUAACUUGCUCGUAUUAGAUUGAUGAAAAGUACGACUUUAUAGGUGCAUUUUGUUGGGAUGCACAAUGAGGAGACCUUGUUAUAAAUUUUGUUCAAUCAUAGCUCUGUCAUGAGGAACAGAUGAUCUGGUCUUGAAAUAGAAGAGCUUCAAUGGCGGUAACUUCAAGUGCAUACAUGUUGAAACUACAAUUAAGCACCUUCGACCUAACUUGUGUUGGAUAGAAAUUGCUUUUCACUCUUUUGUGCUCAGAGAAAGAAAUUCUUUUUCCAUCCUAACUUGAAUCUUCUUGUCUAGAAGAAGGCAAUUGUUAUGGAAACCAAACCACAUUCAAAAGAUAAAGGAAACUUGUGUCUUUCUGAAUAGAUGUUAUUCUGAUCGAAAUGCAUAAAUUCCUCGAUUAUGUACUUUUUAAAUCCUUACUGCUGCAAGCAUUUCUCAUUUGGA
Malus domestica (apple) is the source of this 5995-nucleotide messenger RNA. The record is from RefSeq and is a predicted model, not a curated record. Lineage: Eukaryota; Viridiplantae; Streptophyta; Magnoliopsida; Rosales; Rosaceae.